Hylaeus anthracinus is the source of this 3827-nucleotide messenger RNA. RefSeq names its product transcription initiation factor TFIID subunit 2 (gene Taf2). The transcript is spliced from 19 exons. Gene Ontology annotation, biological process: transcription initiation at RNA polymerase II promoter. The record is from RefSeq and is a predicted model, not a curated record. Gene Ontology annotation, molecular function: metallopeptidase activity; transcription cis-regulatory region binding; zinc ion binding. Gene Ontology annotation, cellular component: transcription factor TFIID complex. Bases 147 to 3749 code for a protein of 1200 amino acids. NCBI's taxonomy places the organism in Eukaryota, Metazoa, Arthropoda, Insecta, Hymenoptera, Colletidae.
AUGUUUGUUUCCAUACUCCAUGCUACUUGUACGAAAACUCUGGCUUGAAAAUGUCAAAAAUAUUUACGUGCAAAAUUAACUUGGAUAAAAUACAAAAAUAAUCAUAAAUUGAUCAAGUGAAUCAGUGGAAUAAAAUAAAUGGAAACAUGAAGAAAGAAAGAACGGCCGAUAAUAGCCGACCAUAUAAAUUGGCUCAUCAAAUAGUGAGUCUGACAGGUAUCAGUUUUCAAAGGAAAAGCAUUAUUGGAUUUGUGGAGCUAACGAUUGUUCCACUUCGGGAUACAUUAAGACUUAUAAAACUUAAUGCAAAGCAAUGUAGAAUUUACAGAGUAUGCUUAAAUGAUACCUAUGAAGCACCCUUUCAAUAUUUUGAUCCAUUUUUGGAUAUUUGUCAAGGAGAUGGUAAACAACGAUCAUUGGAAUUUUUUUCAAAUAUGCAUUUGGCAGCAGCACAAAGGGUUGAUCCAGAUAAUAAUGCAGGGGAAUUGGUUGUGCAAAUUCCACCAGAUGCAUCACACUUAGUUUCAGAGGGUAGAAGUUUAAGAAUUAGUAUUGAAUUUUCUUUAGAGCAACCACAAGGUGGAGUACAUUUUGUAGUACCAAAUUGUGAGGGAACUUUAGCAGAGAGAGGCGCGCAUAUGUAUACAUACAGUUACGAGAAUUCUUCGAGAUUAUGGUUCCCGUGCGUCGAUAGUUUUGCCGAACCAUGUACUUGGAGGUUGGAAUUCACUGUUGAUGAUUCUAUGACAGCAAUAUCUUGUGGUGAUCUUGUAGAAGUUGUGUAUACUCCAGAUAUGAGAAGAAAAACAUUUCAUUAUGUUCUUAACACGCCUGCAUGUGCACCAAAUAUUGCACUUGCAGUUGGACCAUUUGAAAUAUUCGUGGAUCCAUAUAUGCACGAAGUAACACAUUUUUGUUUGCCUCAACUCUUACCAUCAUUGAAAGUGUCUGCAAAAUACAUGCAUGAGGCAUUUGAAUUUUAUGAAGAAACAUUAUCAAAUAGAUAUCCAUAUUCUUGUUAUAAACAAGUCUUUGUAGAUGAAUUAGAUGAGGAUAUUAAUGCAUAUGCUACUAUGAGUAUCUUAAAUACGAAUUUGUUACACUCUACUGCAAUCAUUGAUCAAGUUUAUAUCACCAAAAAAGCUAUGGCACAAGCUGUUGCGGAACAAUUUUUUGGCUGUUUUAUAUCUAUGCAAAAUUGGUCUGAUACAUGGUUGCCAAAAGGUAUAUCGACAUACCUAACUGGCUUGUAUGCAAAAAAAUGUUUUGGAAAUAAUGAAUACCGAGAAUGGGUUCAAUCGGAAUUACAAGAAGUUGUAAAAUACGAAGAGCAGUUUGGUGGGAUAAUAUUAGAUUCUUCUCAGCCACCAGCUCCGUUACCAAUUGCAGCCAACACGCCAGCACCUACGCCAAGAGCGCCAGAUCCUGGUUUUUAUUUUCCAAUAAGAAAUUUACAUACAAUGUCUCCAAAAUAUAUUGAUGUUCUUCGUAAGAAAGCACAUUUAGUAAUUAGAAUGUUAGAACAUCGCAUCGGGCAAGAAUUGCUUCUACAGGUUUUCAAUAAACAAUUAUCCCUUGCUGCUAAUGCUGCACAACAGAAAAUUGAUUCUGGACUUUGGUCUCACAUGUUAAUUAGUACAAAUGUAUUUACAAAAGCAAUUUUUACCGUAACAGGUAAAGAUAUGGCAGUUUUUAUAGACCAAUGGGUCAGGACUGGAGGUCAUGCAAAAUUUAGUUUAAGUUUCGUAUUUAAUAGGAAAAGGAACACUGUAGAGUUGGAAAUUCGUCAAGAUACAACAAACCAAAGAGGGAUUAGGAAAUACGUAGGUCCACUUUUAGUGAAUAUUCAAGAAUUAGAUGGUACUUUCAAACACACUUUACAAAUUGAGGGUACUGUCGCAAGAGCGGAUAUAACGUGUCAUAGUAAAAGUCGUCGAAAUAAAAAGAAAAAAAUUCCACUGUGUACCGGAGAAGAAGUAGAUAUGGAUCUCUCUGCUAUGGAUGAUUCACCUGUGUUAUGGAUAAGAUUAGAUCCUGACAUGACACUUAUGCGCGCUGUUCAAAUUGAACAACCCGAUUAUCAGUGGCAAUAUCAAUUAAGACACGAAAGAGACGUUACCGCACAGCUGGAAGCGAUAGAAGCUUUGCAGAAUCAUGCAACACCCGCUACACGAUUAGCGUUGACUGAUACUAUUGAAAAUGAACAUUGUUACUACAAAGUUCGACUACGGGCCGCGCAUUGUUUAACUAAGGUAGCUAAUGCAAUGGUUGCAACAUGGGCAGGCCCACCAGCAAUGUUGGCCAUAUUUCGAAAAUUAUUUGGAUCAGCUUCGUGUAGACGCAUAAUCAAACAAAAUAACUUUCAAAAUUUUCAGCAUUACUUUCUGCAAAAGACUAUACCUGUAGCAAUGGCUGGACUACGUAACGCUCACGGUAUAUGUCCACCAGAAGUAUUAGCCUUUUUAAUGGAUUUAUUUAAAUACAAUGAUAAUAGUAAAAAUAGAUAUUCGGAUAAUUAUUAUAGAGCAGCAUUGAUCGAAGCUCUCGGAGCUACCGUUACACCAGUGAUUAGUAUACAACAGGGGACAGCUAUUACUGCUGAAUCGUUGUCAGUUGAUACUAAAGCUAUAUUAGAGGAGGUCACUAGAAAUUUAAAUUUGGAAAAAUUAUUGCCCUGUUACAAGUACACGGUCAGUGUCACUUGCCUGAAAGUCAUACGAAUUUUGCAAAAAUUUGGUCAUCUUCCGAGUAAUCCCCAUCUUUUCAGAGCAUAUGCUGCAUAUGGACAAUUUAUAGAUGUUAGAAUUGCAGCUUUAGAAGCGUUAGUUGACUUUACAAGGGUGGAUGGUAAAUGGGAAGAUUUAGAAUUUUUGUUAGACAUGAUUGAGAUGGAUCCACAUCCUGGGGUGCGACAUAGAUUGGUGAGACUUAUGGUUGAAAACCCACCAUUUGAAAGAGCGCAUAAGCAUCGUUUAGAUCGACCUGAAUUGGUCGACCGUAUAUGGAACUUAAUUAAUGGUAUGCUUUCUCAUGACCCUAAAAUACGAUGUGAUUUAGUAGAUUUAUACUACACUUUGUAUGGUUCGAAACGUCCGCUCUGCCUUCCGAUUCCUGAACUUGCUGCUAUUAUGAAACCAAAAAAAGUAGGGCCGCAAAGCCCUGAACCAGAUAUGAAACCGAAUAUCCCACUCGUAAAACACGAACCACCAAUAGUGGAAGUGGAUAACUCAAACAUCCCAGUUAAAAGAAAACCAUCUCCUAAUAGAGAUAUUCCAGGCCCUUCAAAUUCAGUGGAUCAUGGUCCUGAACCAAAACGACAAAAGCAGGCAAUUACUGAUGAACGACCAACUUCCGUAACUGGCGAAGGAAAAGUUAAGUCGGAAUACUACAGCGAUAAUUCUGCAUCGUUGCCUGGCAUUAUGGGAACUCCAGGGCCAGUAGGUUUCGAACCAGGAAUGUUUAAAAAGGAAUCAGAAGAACACAAACAGAAAAAUGAUUCCGUAAAUAAGAAUAAGAAAAAGAAGAAAGACAAAAAGAAACACAAACACAAGCAUAAACAUAAACAUGAUCAUAAGCAUGGCAAAGAUAAGGAGAAGAAAGACAAAGACAAGGAUAAGGGCAAAGAAAAAGAGAAAGAAAAAACUAAAGAUCCUUCCAAUAUGAAAAUCAAAGAAGAAACUCUAAGUUCAGCAAGUUCUAGUCUCAGUCCAGAUGCAACAACUGUUACUAAUGAAUUCAUUUUUCCAUAGCACUGUAUUAAAACAUUCUAUUAUGAUCUUUUCUAGCUAAGAUUGUCUAUAUAUAAUGUAUAAUUUUUAUAUAAUUUA